Molecule: messenger RNA, 1977 nt
Organism: Leguminivora glycinivorella
Lineage: Eukaryota; Metazoa; Arthropoda; Insecta; Lepidoptera; Tortricidae
Product: putative sodium-dependent multivitamin transporter
Exons: 10
Coding region: 132-1835 (567 amino acids)
Biological process (GO): sodium ion transport; transmembrane transport
Cellular component (GO): membrane
Molecular function (GO): symporter activity
Source: RefSeq, a predicted model, not a curated record
CGAAUGGGGACGGGUUAACUACUAAAAAUGCGGUUAGGUAUUGAAUAAUUUUAGCCGGUGAAAGUGCCUGUUCCAUUUAUUGGAUAAUUAAUAUUUUAAUACUAAAUAAAUAGCGACAUCAAUACGUAAAAAUGAAGCUCUCAAUGUUCGGGACAUGGGAUUAUGUCAUAAUAGCGGCCACUUUAAUCAUCUCUACCGCCAUAGGAGUGUACUACCGCUUCAGUGGAGGGAAACAAAAGACUAAUGAGGAAUUUUUACUGGCGGACCGAAAUAUGUCCAUAAUGCCAGUCGCAGUAUCUCUAAUGGCUUCCUUCAUGUCCGCUAUCUCCUUGCUAGGAGGGUCUUCAGAAACCUACACUUACGGCAUGAUGUUUUUUCUGAUAAACUUGCCUUAUGGCUACGGCACGCCAAUUGUGACGAAACUGUACCUACCAGUAUUCUUUGGACUGCAAAAGACGAGUACUUACGAGUAUUUAGAACUGCGAUUUGGACGUUACAUACGCUUGCUUACAUCUCUGACGUACGCCUUGCAAAUGCUGUUGUACAAUGGCGUUGUUCUCUACGCGCCAGCUAUCGCCUUGGAAGCAGUCACAGGACUUGACAGACUGAUAUCUAUAUUAGUAGUGGGGUUGUCUUGUACCAUUUAUGCGACUUUGGGAGGUAUGAAAGCUGUGGUGAUCACUGACGUUCUGCAGUCUGCGUUGAUGUUUGCUGCAGUUCUGAGCGUUACUGCGUUCUGUUCCAUACAGCUUGGAGGUUUUGAAAAGAUUUUUACUAUCGCUCGAGAAGGUGGACGCCUGGAUUUCUCUAAUAUCAGCAUAAGUCCAACGGAGAGACACACGUGGUGGUCCUUGAACAUCGGUGGUCUGAUCAACUAUUUGUCGCUCUACGCAGUCAAUCAGACACAGGUCCAACGCCUUCUAACAGUAAGCUCGUUGAAGCGGUCACAAGCUUGUCUGUGGUGGAGCUGGCCGGUCCUCGCAUUUAUGAGCUUGUCCUGCUGUAUGGCUGGUAUCGCCAUGUACGCUGUAUACAAAGACUGUGACCCGCUCACGUCGGGCAGCAUUACUGCUAUGGAUCAGCUGAUGCCAUACUACGUCGUGGACUCAAUGCGAAGAAUACCCGGGAUCUUAGGGUUGUUUGUGGCCGGUAUAUUCAGCGCUACUCUAUCUACUGUGUCUUCUUCCUGCAAUUCCUUGGCUGCCGUUACGUUGACGGAUUAUAUGGGCAAAUGCUGCCACGUGCGCAAGUCCUAUAUCCCCUGGCUGACAAAACUGGCUGCCUGUGUAUACGGGCUCGUGUUUCUCGGCGUGGCAUUUAUCGCCGGACACCUGGGAGGAGUGCUGCAGGCGGCGCUGACGAUCUUCGCUGUGGUCGGUGGCCCGGUGUUGGGUGUGUUUACACUUGGCAUGUUCACUACCUUCGCCAACGAAGCCGGUGCCUGCUCAGGCUUGCUCAGUGGGUUAGCACUGACAUUGUGGAUAAACUUCGGCAGACCUCGGCCCUUGCCUACCAGGCUACCUGUGAGCGUGGAGGGCUGUGGCGGCAACGUCACUCUACCGGCGCUACCGCAAGUUAAUCAGGGAGACUACUUCUAUCUGUACAGAUUGUCUUACCUGUGGACUAGUCCGAUCGGUUUAGUAUGCGUACUGGUAGUGGGUUCUGUGGUCUCGUUACUAUGGAGACACCAGCAGCCGUGGGAGCGGGCGGGGCGGAGCCAUCCUGACCCCGCGCUAUUCACACCGCCACUCGCCAAACGGCUUCGGCGAACUCAGGUGGAAAAGGGUAUUCAAGUACAUAGGGUCGACGCGUCAGGUGAAACAUCGACGAAGUAGAGUCACUGACUGACUCCGAAACUAAGACUAAGAGUAAGAAACUGGCUAAGAAAGAAGAACGCGUAUCCUCUCAUUUGCUGACUGGGAUGAAUGUAGAAAGAUACGAUUUGUUAGGUAUAUCGUAUGUAAUUGUUUUUAUGAU